Cuscuta campestris is the source of this 2461-nucleotide messenger RNA. NCBI's taxonomy places the organism in Eukaryota, Viridiplantae, Streptophyta, Magnoliopsida, Solanales, Convolvulaceae. The record is from the annotation of a GenBank genome assembly.
AACAGACCAAGGAGGAUAGAAGAGGGCAUUUCUAAGUUCUAACCUUUGCACAAGUUCAUAAAUUCUUCCAUCGCAGAGCAUAGCAUCCCGAUCUGUCGAUCGCAGCCUAGCGGUGUUGAAGCAUAUCCCGAUCAAGUAUGGAGUGGGACAGCAACUCUGAUAUCAGCGAAAACGAAGAGGGUAUAGAGGAGGAAGAGAAACUAGGGUUCUUGCUUAGUACCAACUGCGAUGGAGCGCUGCUGCCUUUUCCGGUUGACUCGCUUCUUCAGCCUGCUCCGUGCGGUUUCGUGGUCACGGACGUUCUCGAGCCUGAUCACCCCGUUAUUUACGUAAAUUCUGUGUUUGAGAUGGUCACUGGAUACCGAGCCGAAGAGGUUCUUGGCCGAAACUGCCGAUUUUUGCAAUCUAGGGGUCCUUUUGCCAAAAGAAGACACCCAUUAGUGGACUCAACUGUAGUUGCUGAAAUAAGAAGAUGCCUUGAAUAUGGGCUUGAAUUCCAAGGAGAAUUAUUAAAUUUUAAAAAAGAUGGAACCCCACUAAUGAAUAGAUUGCGCUUGACUCCUAUCUAUGGAGAUGAUGCCACAUUAUCUCAUGUUAUAGGUAUCCAGUACUUCACAGAAGUGAUGGUUGAGCUGGGCCCACUGCCAGGAUCAUCAACUGGGGAGUUUCCACGAUCGUCUGUUACACACUGCUCUGGUCUUUCUCAGUGUGAACAAGUUUCUAAUGGGAACCUGAGUAUUGCUACUGGAGUUUGUGGGAUUCUACAAUUGAGUGACGAAGUUCUUUCUCUCAGUAUUCUCUCACGGUUGACCCCAAGAGAUAUUGCAUCUAUUGGCUCAGUUUGUAGACGGCUCAAUGCUAUGGCAAAAAAUGAAGACAUCUGGCAUCUAGUCUGUCAAAAUGCAUGGGGUAGUGAAACAACUCGUGUAUUAGAGGCAGUACAUGGAGUGAAAAAAUUAGGGUGGGGUAGAUUGGCGAGGGAAUUGACUACGCUUGAAGCAGUGGCAUGGAAGAAAUUAACUGUUGGAGGUACUAUUGAACCUUCACGAUGCAACUUUAGUGCAUGUGCUGUUGGAAAUAGGGUAGUUCUUUUUGGUGGAGAAGGGGUCAAUAUGGAGCCCAUGAAUGAUACCUUUGUUUUGGACUUGAAUUCCACUAGUCCCGAGUGGAAGCAUGUCAUAGUGAGCUCGCCUCCACCUGGGCGCUGGGGUCACACGCUUUCAUGUGUGAAUGGAUCUCGUCUUGUUGUGUUUGGUGGUUGUGGAACCCAUGGCUUACUGAAUGACGUAUUUGUUCUGGAUUUGGAUGCAAAACAUCCCACCUGGCAUGAGAUCUCAAGUUUGGCCCCUCCACUCCCUAGGUCAUGGCAUAGCUCGUGCACCCUUGAUGGGACAAAGUUGAUAGUGUCUGGGGGUUGUGCGGAUUCUGGAGUGCUUCUCAGCGACACAUUCCUUCUUGAUCUAUCAAUUGAGAAACCUAUUUGGCGAGAGAUACGAGUAACGUGGACCCCACCUUCUCGCCUGGGUCACACACUAUCUGUCUACGGUGGCCGGAAAAUUUUGAUGUUUGGGGGCCUUGCAAAGAGCGGUCCUCUACGUUUUCGGUCAAGUGAUGUGUUCACGAUGGACUUAGGUGAGGAGCAACCUUCUUGGAGAUGUGUAGCAGGGAGUGGAAUGCCUGGUGCCGGAAAUCCUGGGGGCAUGGCUCCUCCACCCAGGCUUGACCACGUGGCGUUAAGCCUCCCUGGCGGUGGAAUUCUCAUCUUUGGUGGCUCUGUGGCUGGUCUGCACUCCGCCUCAAAGCUAUACAUCCUAGAUCCCGAAGAAGACAAACCUACGUGGAGGGUUUUGAAUGUACCUGGUCUGCCUCCAAGAUUCGCUUGGGGACACAGCACUUGUGUUGUUGGGGGAACUAGAGCAGUGGUUCUGGGAGGUCAGACUGGAGACGACUGGAUGCUAAGUGAACUUCACGAAUUGUCCUUGGUCGGCUCUCUUUCCUGAAGUUCUUAAAAGUAGGUAUUUGAUCAGUAUCUCUUUAAUUAUGAAUGCAAUAAGGUUUUCUCUUUGAGUGAAGCGCCAUGGGCACAAAAUCAGUACGGGUCGGAUGCCCCUUUAUUGGGGCAUCAUUUUGUUCAGGUCAUGCGUGGAUGGGAACUGGAAGCCGAUCGAAAUAGUUCUUAUGACCAUUUGGGCAUCAUUCCCCGUUUUCAGCGGCUAAGUUUAGUUUGUCGCUCUAUGGGAAUCUGUGGUUAAGGUUCACAUGACACAACAUAUCAAACCAACAGGAGUACGAAGCGGCAGAGAAGGAACUGUUGAAGAGACGGAUGCUAUGGAGUACUUGUUUAUGUUAUACAACUUGUACGUAGCAAGUAAAUAGGGCGUGUUGUCUAUGUUGCAUGAAAGAAUACUGCAGAGUGUUUAUGUUAUGCGUAGUAAUUAGUGCAUAAAAUUAGGUUUGUAUA